AUGAAUAUUUUCUGGAGCGGCAGCCACCUGCGCUGGGGACAGCCCUUCCGCCUGCGCCACGUCACCACCGGCCGCUACCUGGCGCUGACCGAGGCCACCGGGCUGGCCAUGGUGGAGGCCACGGCCGCCAACACGCGCGUGGCCACCUUCUGCUUCCGGGCCUCCAAGGAGAAGCUGGAGACGACCCCCAAGAGGGACAUCGAGGGCAUGGGGCCCCCCGAGAUCAAGUACGGGGAGUCGCUGUGCUUCCUGCAGCACGGCGCCAGCGGCCUCUGGGUCACCUACGCCGCGCCCGACCCCAAGGCCCUGCGCCUCGGCCUGCUCAAGAGGAAGGCCAUCCUGCACCAGGAGGGGCACAUGGACGACGCGCUGACCCUGAGCCGCUCCCAGCGCCAGGAGUCGCAGGCGGCGCGGAUGGUCUUCAGCACCACGGGGCUCUACGGGGCCUUCAUCAGGAGCCUGGACAGCCUCCAGGGGCGGCCGCGGGGGUCUCCGCCGCCCCCCCUGCCCAUCGGCGGCGUCAUCCUGAGCCUGCGGGACCUGAUCGGGUACCUGGAGCCGCCGCCCGCCGAGCUGCGGCACGAGCAGCGCCAGGCCCGGCUGCGGGCGCUGCGGGCCCGCCAGAGCCUCUUCCAGCAGGAGGGCAUGCUGACGCUGGUGCUGAGCUGCAUCGACCGGCUGAGCGCGUACAGCACCGCGGCGCAGUUCGGGGAGAACGCGGGCGAGGAGGCGGCGGCGGCCUGGAAGGAGAUCGUCAACCUGCUCUACGAGCUGCUGGCCUCGCUGAUCCGGGGGAACCGCGCCAACUGCGCGCUCUUCUCCACCAACCUGGACUGGCUGGUCAGCAAGCUGGACCGGCUGGAGGCCUCCUCGGGCAUCCUGGAGGUGCUGUACUGCGUGCUGAUCGAGAGCCCCGAGGUGCUGAACAUCAUCCAGGAGAACCACAUCAAGUCCAUCAUCUCCCUGCUCGACAAGCACGGCCGCAACCACAAGGUGCUGGACGUGCUGUGCUCGCUGUGUGUCUGCAACGCGGUGGCCGUGCGCUCCAACCAGAACCUGAUCACCGAGAACCUGCUGCCGCGCCGCGACCUGCUGCUGCAGACCGGCAUGGUCAACUACGUCACCAGCGUGCGCCCCAACCUGUUUGUGGGGACGGCGCCGGGCUCGACGCAGUUCCGCUGUUGGUACUUCGAGGUGGCCGUGGAGCGCGCCCGGCCCUUCGUCACCGCCGUGCCCACCCACCUGCGCGUGGGCUGGGGGGCGGCCGGGGGCUUCCGGCCCUCCCCGGGCGGGGGCGCGGGCUGGGGGGGCAACGGCGCCGGAGACGACCUCAACUCCUUCGCCUUCGACGGCCUCCACCUGUGGACAGGGGGUGUCCCCAAGGCCGUGGCGUCCCCCCAGCGCCGGGCUCUGGCCGAGGGGGACGUGGUCAGCUGCUGUCUGGAUUUGGGGGUCCCCAGCGCCUCCUUCCGCCUCAACGGGGCCCCGGUCCAGGGGGUCCUGGAGGGCUUCAACCUCGACACCCUCUUCAGCCCCGUGGCCAGCUUCUCGGCGGGGGUCCGGCUGCGGUUCCUGCUCGGGGGCCGGCACGGCGAGUUCCGCUUCGUGCCCCCGCCCGGGUACGCGCCCUGCGCCGAGGCGCUGCUGCCCCGGGAGCGGCUGCGGCUGGAGCCGCUGACCGCGUACCGCGGCUCGGCCCCGCCCGGGGCCCGCAGCCUGCUCGGGCCCGGCCGCGCCCUGCCCCACACCGCCUUCACCCCCUGCCCCGUGGACACCUGCCAGAUCGUGCUGCCCCCACACCUGGAGCGCAUCCGGGAGAAGCUGGCGGAGAAUAUCCACGAGCUCUGGGCCCUGACCCGCAUUGAGCAGGGCUGGACCUACGGGCCUGUCCGGGACGACGUGCAGCGGCUGCACCCCUGUCUGCUGAGCUUCCACAGCCUCCCCGAGCCCGAGCGCGGCUACAACCUCCAGAUGUCGGGGGAGACCCUCAAGACGCUGCUGGCCCUGGGCUGCCACGUGGGGAUGGCGGACGAGAAGGCCGAGGAGAACCUGAGGAAGAUCAAACUGCCCAAGACGUACACCAUGUCCAACGGGUACAAGCCGGCCCCGCUGGACCUGUCGCACGUGCGGCUGACGCCGGCCCAGCUGACCCUGGUGGAUCGCCUGGCCGAGAACGGCCACAACGUCUGGGCCCGGGACAGGGUCCAGCAGGGCUGGACCUACAGCACCACCCAGGACAUCAAGAACAAGCGGAACCCGCGGCUGGUGCCCUACAACCUGCUGGACGAGGGCACCAAGGCCACCAACCGCGAGAGCCUGUGCCAGGCCGUGCGGACCCUGCUGGGCUACGGCUACAACAUCGAGCCCCCCGACCAGGAGACGCCCUCGCAGGGCACGGUUCCCGGGGGUCCCCGCGCCCCCCGGCCGCGGCUGUUCCGGGCGGAGCGCAGCUCGGCCGUGCGCAGCGGCCGUUGGUACUUCGAGUUCCAGGCGGUGACGGCCGGAGAGAUGCGCGUGGGGUGGGCCCGGCCCGGCCUGCGCCCCGACACCGAGCUGGGCGCCGACGACAUGGCCUUCGUCUUCAACGGGCACCGGGCCCAGCGGUGGCACGUGGGGGGCGAGUCCUUUGGCCGGCCCUGGCAGGCCGGGGACGUGGUGGGCUGCCUGAUCGACCUGGGCGAGUGCCACAUGAGCUUCACCCUGAACGGGGAGGCGCUGAUCGGGGACGCCGGAUCCGAGGUGGCCUUCAGGGACUUCGAGGUGGCCGACGGCUUUGUCCCCGUGUGCAGCCUGGGGCUGGGCCAGGAGGGCCACCUGAACCUGGGCCAGGACGUGGGGACGCUGCGCUACUUCGGCAUCUGCGGCCUGCAGGAGGGCUACGAGCCCUUCGCCAUCAACAUGAAACGGCCCAUCGCGCUCUGGUUCAGCCACAGCCUGCCCCAGUUCAUCCCAGUGCCCCCCGACCACCCCCAGCUGGAGGUGACCCGGCUGGACGGCACCGUGGACACCCCUCCGUGCCUGCGGCUGUCGCACCGCGGCUCCGGGAGCCCCGCGGCGCCGCCCGAGCUGCUGUUCCUGCGGCUGAGCCUCCCGGUGCAGUUCCACGCCACGUUCCGCUGCACCCCCGGGGCCACCCCGCUGCCGCGGGCGCCGCCGCCGGAGCCCCCCGAGGACGCGGCCGAGCCCCUCUCGGACUUCGAGCGGCUGCGGCGCUCGGCCGGACCCCGCAGCGCCGAGGGGGACGAGGGGGGCGGCGAGAAGGGACCCCCGGGAGCCGCCCCCGGAGCCGCCCCCCGGGAGCCGCCGCGGGGCGAGAACGAGAAGGACGCGACCACCGAGAAGGGCAAAGGCAGGAGGGGGUUCCUGUUCAAGGGGCGGAAGACGCCGUUCGCGCCCCCCCCCGCGCCCCCCCCCGUGCCCCGGCUGGAGGAGGACGUGGUGCCCGACGAGCGCGACGACCCCGAGGUCAUCAUGAACACCACCACGUACUACUACUCGGUGCGGCUGUUUGCGGGGCAGGAGCCGGGCAGUGCCUGGGUGGGCUGGGUCACCCCCCACUUCCACCAGCACGACCCCGACUUCGAGCUGGGCCGCGUGCGCAGCGUCACCGUCACCAUGGGCGACGACCGCGGCAACGUGCACGACAGCAUCAAGCGCAGCAACUGCUACAUGGUGUGGGGGGGGGAGUUUGCGACCCCCACCCAGCAGGCGCGGGUGUCCCACACCGACCUGGUCAUCGGCUGCCUGGUGGACCUGGCCACGGGGCUCAUGACCUUCACGGCCAACGGCAAAGAGAUCAACACCUUCUUCCAGGUGGAGCCCAACACCAAAUUGUUCCCGGCGGUGUUCGUGCAGCCCACCACCCAAAACGUGCUCCAGUUCGAGCUGGGCAAGCUCAAGAACAUCAUGCCCAUCUCGGCGGCGAUGUUCAGCAGCGAGCGGCAGAACCCGGCCCCGCAGUGCCCGCCCCGCCUGGUGAUCCAGCAGCUCAGCCCCGUCACCUGGAGCCGCAUGCCCACCCAGUUCCUGGCCCUGGAGAGCGCCCGCCUGGGCGAGCGCCAGGGCUGGGCCGUGGAGUGCUCCCAGCCCCUGCAGAUGAUGGCCCUGCACAUCCCCGAGGAGGACAGGUGCAUCGACAUUCUGGAGCUGUGGGAGCGGGAGGAGCUGCUGCAGUUCCAGUGCCACACGCUGCGGCUGUACUGCGCCGUGUGCGCGCUGGGCAACAACCGCGUGGCCCACGCGCUCUGCAGCCACGUGGACCAGGCGCAGCUGCUGUUCGCCAUCGAGAGCCCCGAGCUGCCGGGCCCGCUGCGCGCCGCCUACUACGACCUUCUGCUGGCCAUGCACCUGGAGGCGGCGCAGCGCGCCCGCUCCUCCAUGAGCGCCGAGUUCAUCGUGCCCAUCAGCGAGGCCACCCGCGCCAUCGCGCUCUUCCCCGCGGGCGCCCGCUGCCCCGGCCCGCCCGGCGUGGGGCCCAGCGCCUGCCUGAGACCCCAGCCCCAUUUCUCGGAGCCCUGCUUCAUCCGCGCGGCGGGCGGCGGCGGGCGGGCUCCGCUCAGCCCCGCCAUCCCGCUGGAUGAGCUGGGCGCCAAGGCCAUGCGCAUGUUGGCCGAGGCGGUGGCGGGUGGGGGUCCCCACGCGCGGGACCCCGUGGGGGGCAGCGUGGAGUUCCAGUUGGUGCCCGUGCUCAAACUGGUGUCGGCGCUGCUGGCGGUGGGAGCGCUGGGAGACAGCGACGUGCGCCGAGUGCUCCGCAUGAUCGAGCCCCGCGUCUUCGGGGAGGAGGAGGAGGAGGAAGAGGAGGAGGAGGAAGUGAGGAGGAGGAAGGCCAUCGAGGCUGGAGAGCUGCAGGAGGAGGAGGAGGAUGAGGAGGAGGCCAGGAGGACGAAGGCCAUUGAGGCCGGGGAGGUGCAGGAGGAGGAGGAGGAGAAGGAGGAAGAGCUGGAGGAGGGGCUGCUGCAGAUGAAGCUGCCGGAGUCGGUCAAGCUGCAGAUGUGCCACCUGCUGCAGCACCUGUGCGAGCGGGAGCUGCAGCACCGCGUGGAGGCCAUCGUGGCCUUCUCGGAGCGCCACGUGCAGCGGCUGCAGCGGGACCAGCGGCGCCGCUACGGCCGCUUGAUGCGGGCCCUGACCAUGUCCGCAGCAGAGACCGCCCGGCGCACCCGCGAGUUCCGCUCGCCCCCGCAGGAGCAGAUCAACAUGCUGAUGCAGUACAAGGGAGCGGCCGAGGAUGAGGAGUGUCCCGUGCCUGGGGACAUCCGGGACGAGCUGCUGGACUUCCACAAUGACCUGCUGGCCCACUGCGGCGUGGAGCUGGCGGAGGAGGAAGAGGAGGAGGAGGAGGAGCCGUCGCUGCGGCAGCGGCUGCUGGGGCUGGUGCAGAAGGUGGUGGGGGUCCGCGGGCCCCCCAAGGAGGAGGAGACGCCCCCCGAGGAGCCCCCGGUGCCCAGCACGCUGCAGGAGCUGAUCUCGCAGACCAUGGUGCACUGGGCGCAGGAGUCCUUCAUCCAGAGCCCGGCGCUGGUGCGGGCCAUGUUCAGCCUGCUGCACCGGCAGUACGACGCGCUGGGCGAGCUGGGCCGGGCGCUGCCCAAGGCCUACGCCAUCAGCGCCACCUCGGUGCCCGACACCACGGCCCUGCUGGAGUGCCUGGGCCAGAUCCGCUCCCUGCUCAUCGUGCAGAUGGGCCCCGAGGAGGAGAACCUCAUGAUCCAGAGCAUCGGGAACAUCAUGAACAACAAGGUGUUCUACCAGCACCCCAACCUGAUGCGGGCGCUGGGCAUGCACGAGACCGUGAUGCAGGUGAUGGUCAGCGUGCUGGGCGGCGGCGAGUCCAAGGAGAUCCGCUUCCCCAAGAUGGUGACCAACUGCUGCCGCUUCCUCUGCUACUUCUGCCGCAUCAGCCGCCAGAACCAGCGCUCCAUGUUCGACCACCUGGGCUACCUGCUGGAGAACAGCGGCAUCGGCCUGGGCAUGCAGGGCUCCACCCCCCUGGACGUGGCGGCCGCCUCCGUCAUCGACAACAACGAGCUGGCGCUGGCCCUCAAGGAGCAGGACCUGGAGAAGGUGGUGACCUACCUGGCGAGCUGUGGGCUGCAGAGCUGCCCCAUGCUGCUGGCCAAGGGUUACCCCGACAUCGGCUGGAACCCCUGCGGGGGGGAGAAGUACCUGGACUUCCUGCGCUUCGCCGUCUUCGUCAACGGGGAGAGCGUGGAGGAGAACGCCAACGUGGUGGUGCGGCUGCUGAUCCGGCGGCCCGAGUGCUUCGGGCCGGCGCUGCGGGGCGAGGGCGGCAGCGGGCUGCUGGCCGCCAUCCAGGACGCGCUCAGCAUCGCCCAGGACCCCGCGCGGGACGGGCCCAGCGGGCGCCGGGAGAGGCGGCCGUUCGGCCCCGAGGAGCCCCCCGAGGAGAACCGGGUGCACCUGGGCCACGCCAUCAUGUCCUUCUACGCCGCCCUCAUCGACCUGCUGGGCCGCUGCGCCCCCGAGAUGCACCUGAUCCAGGCGGGGAAGGGGGAGGCCCUGCGGAUCCGCGCCAUCCUGCGCUCGCUCGUCCCGCUCGAGGACCUGGUGGGGAUCAUCAGCCUCCCCCUGCAGAUCCCGGCGCUGGGAAAAGACGGGAACGUGGUGGAGCCCCGCAUGGCCGCCAGCUUCGUCCCCGAGCACAAGGCGCCCAUGGUGCUGUUCCUGGACCGCGUUUAUGGGGUGCAGAGCCAGGAGUUCCUGCUCCACGUGCUGGAAGUGGGGUUCCUGCCCGACAUGCGCGCGGCCGCCUCGCUGGACACGGCGACGUUCAGCACGACGGAGAUGGCGCUGGCGCUGAACCGGUACCUGUGCCUGGCGGUGAUGCCGCUCAUCACCAAGUGCGCGCCGCUCUUCGCCGGCACCGAGCACCGCGCCAUCAUGGUGGACUCCAUGCUGCACACCAUCUACCGCCUGUCGCGCGGCCGCGCCCUCACCAAGGCCCAGCGCGACGCCAUCGAGGAGUGCCUCAUGGCCCUCUGCAGGUACAUCCGCCCCUCGAUGCUGCAGCACCUCCUGCGCCGCCUCGUCUUCGACGUCCCCAUCCUCAACGAGUUCGCCAAGAUGCCCCUCAAGCUGCUGACCAACCACUACGAGCGCUGCUGGAGGUACUACUGCCUGCCCAGCGGGUGGCCCAACAUGGGCGUCAGCUCCGAGGAGGAGCUGCACCUCACCAGGAAACUCUUCUGGGGCAUCUUCGACUCCCUGGCGCACAAGAAGUUCGAGGCCGAGCUCUACAAGCUGGCCAUGCCGUGUCUCUGCGCCAUCGCCGGCGCGCUCCCGCCCGACUACGUGGACGCCAGCUACUCGUCCCGCACCGAGAAGAAGGCCUCGGUGGAUGCCGAGGGCAACUUCGACCCCAAACCCGUCGAGACCCUCAAUGUCAUCAUCCCCGAGAAACUCGACGGUUUCAUCAACAAAUACGCCGAGUACACGCACGAGAAGUGGGCCUUCGACAAGAUCCAGAACAAUUGGACUUUUGGGGAGACCGUGGAUGAAGAAGCCAAAACCCACCCCAUGCUGAGACCCUACAAAACCUUUUCUGAGAAGGACAAGGAGAUUUACCGCUGGCCCAUCAAGGAGUCCCUGAAGGCCAUGCUGGCCUGGGAGUGGACGGUGGAGAAGGCGCGCGAGGGGGACGAGGAGCGCCCCGAGAAGAAGAAAACCCGAAAGAUCUCCCAGAGCGCCCAGGCCACCUACGACCCCUCGCACGGGUACAGCCCCCAACCCGUGGAGCUGAGCGGGGUCACCCUGUCCCGGGAGCUGCAGGCCAUGGCGGAGCAGUUGGCUGAGAACUACCACAACACGUGGGGCCGCAAGAAGAAGCUGGAGCUGGAGGCCAAGGGGGGGGGGUCCCACCCGCUGCUGGUGCCCUACGACACGCUGACGGCCAAGGAGAAGGCGCGGGACCGCGAGAAGGCGCAGGAGCUGCUGCGCUUCCUGCAGCUGCACGGAUACGCCGUCACCCGGGGGCUGAAGGACAUGGAGCUGGACACGUCGUCCAUCGAGAAGCGCUUCGCCUUCGGCUUCCUGCAGCAGCUGCUGCGCUGGAUGGACAUCGCCCAGGAGUUCAUCGCACACCUGGAGGCCGUGGUCAGCAGCGGGCGGGUGGAGAAAUCCCCCCACGAGCAGGAGAUCAAGUUCUUCGCCAAGAUCCUGCUGCCCCUGAUGCACCAGUACUUCCACAACCACUGCCUCUACUUCCUCUCCACCCCCGCGCAGCUGCUGGGCAGCGGCGGCCACGCCUCCAACAAGGAGAAGGAGAUGAUCACCAGCCUGUUCUGCAAACUCGCCGCGCUCGUCCGGCACCGCGUGUCCCUGUUCGGCACGGACGCCCCGGCCGUGGUGAGCUGCCUGCUGAUCCUCGCCCGCUCCCUGGACGCCAGGACGGUGAUGAAGUCGGGCCCCGAGAUCGUCAAGGCGGGGCUGCGCUCGUUUUUCGAGUCGGCGGCCGAGGACAUGGAGAAGUUGGGGGAGCAGCUGCGGCUGGGCCGGGGGACCCCGACCCGCGCCCCCACCAAGGGGGUGGCCCAGAAUGUCACCUACACCUCGGUGGCACUGCUGCCCGUCCUCACCGCCCUCUUCGAGCACCUGGCACAGCACCAGUUCGGGGACGACGUCAUCCUGGACGACGUGCAGGUCUCCUGUUACCGAAUCCUGUGCAGCAUCUACAGCCUGGGCACCGCCCGCGGGCCCCUCGUGGACAGGCAGCGCCCGGCCCUGGGGGAGUGCCUGGCCCGCCUGGCCGCCGCCAUGCCCGUGGCCUUCCUGGAGCCGCAGCUGAACCACCUGAACCCCAGCUCCGUGUACAGCACCAAGAGCGCCCGCGAGCGCGCCCUGCUGGGUCUGCCCUCGCGGGUGGAGGAGCUGUGCCCGGACCUGCCGGACCUGCAGCGGCUGAUGGGGGACAUCGGGGCGCUGGCGGACUCGGGGGCGCGCUACACGGAGAUGCCGCACGUCAUCGAGGUGACGCUGCCCAUGCUGUGCCACUACCUGCCCCGCUGGUGGGAGCGCGGCCCCGACGCCGCCCCCCAGGGCCCCUGGGCCACCGAGGUCACCGGCCACCACCUCAACGCUGCUGGGCCACAUCCUGCACAUCGUGGUCAACAACCUGGGCAUCGACGAGGCCUCCUGGAUGAAGAGGGGUCCCUGCUGACCCCGUGUCCCCUCGGUGUCCCCUCGGUGUCCCCUCAGGGCGGUGGCUCAGAGCAGGAGCGCUCCAAGAAGCGCCGCCGCGGGGAUCGGUACUCGGUGCACACGUCGCUCAUCGUGGCCACGCUGAAGAAGAUGCUGCCCAUCGGCCUCAACAUGUGCUCCCCCGCCGACCAGGAGCUGAUCGCGCUGGCCAAGGGCCGCUACGCCCUGAAGGACACGGACGAGGAGGUUCGGGAGUUCCUGCACAACAACCUGCACCUGCAGGACAAGGUGGAGAACACGGGCUCAGCACGGUGGCAGAUGGCCCUGGUGCGCCAGGCGGGCCGGGACGAGGACCCCGCCAGCCCCGAGCAGGUCGUGCGCCGCGUGCAGGAGGUGUCGGCCGUGCUCUACCACCUGGAGCAGACGGAGCACCCCUACAAGUCCAAGAAGGCCGUGUGGCACAAGCUCCUGUCCAAGCAGCGCCGCCGCGCCGUCGUCGCCUGUUUCCGCAUGACGCCCCUGUACAACCUGCCCAGGCACCGGGCGUGUAACAUGUUCCUGGAGUCCUACCGGCUCUCGUGGCUGGCGCGGGAGCAGCCGCCCUUCGAGGAUCGCAUGAUCGACGACCUCGCCAAGUCGGGGCGUGAGGAGGAGGAGGAGGAGGAGGAGGCGGAGGCGCGGCCGGACCCGCUGCACCAGCUGAUCCUGCACUUCAGCCGCACCGCGCUCACCGAGCAGAGCCACCUGGAGCAGGAUCACCUGUACAUGGCCUACGCCGGGAUCAUGGCCAAGAGCUGCCACAGCGAGGAAGGGGAGGAGGAGGAGAAGGAGGAAGAGGAGAAGGAAGAGGAAGAGGCCGAGGAUUCCUUUGAGGAGAAGGAGAUGGAGAAGCAGAAGCUGCUGUCGCAGCAGGCGCGGCUGCACACGCGCGGGGCGGCCGAGAUGGUGCUGCAGAUGGUCAGCGCCUGCAGGGGUGAGCGGGGGGCGAUGGUCUCCUCCACCCUCAAGUUGGGCAUCGCCAUCCUCAACGGGGGCAACGCCGACGUGCAGCAGAAGAUGCUCGAGUACCUCAAGGCCAAGCGCGAGGUCGGCUUCUUCCAGAGCGUGCAGGCGCUGAUGCAAACCUGCAGCGUGCUGGACCUGAACGCCUUCGAGCGGCAGAACAAGGCCGAGGGGCUGGGCAUGGUCACCGAGGAGGGCACCAUCAUCAGCCGGGAGAACGGGGAGAAGGUGAUGUCGGACGAUGAAUUCACUCAGGACCUGUUCCGGCUGCUGCAGCUGCUCUGCGAGGGCCACAACAACGACUUCCAGAACUACCUGCGGACGCAGACGGGGAACACGACCACCAUCAACAUCAUCAUCUGCACCGUGGAUUACCUGCUGCGCCUGCAGGAGUCCAUCAGUGACUUCUACUGGUACUACUCGGGCAAGGACGUCAUCGACGAGCAGGGCAAGAGGAACUUCUCCAAGGCCAUGGCCGUGGCCAAGCAGGUGUUCAACAGCCUGACCGAGUACAUCCAGGGCCCCUGCACCGGGAACCAGCAGAGCCUGGCCCACAGCCGCCUCUGGGACGCCGUCGUCGGCUUCCUGCACGUCUUCGCGCACAUGAUGAAGAAGUUGGCUCAGGACUCGUCCCAGCUGGGGCUGCUGAAGGAGCUGCUGGACCUGCAGAAGGACAUGGUGGUGAUGCUGCUGUCCCUGCUGGAAGGGAACGUGGUGAACGGCACCAUCGCCCGGCAGAUGGUGGACAUGCUGGUGGAGUCCUCCAGCAACGUCACCAUGAUCCUCAAGUUCUUCGACAUGUUCCUGAAGCUGCGCGACAUCGUCUCGUCCGACGCCUUCCGCCACUUCGUCACCGACCCGCGCGGGCUCAUCUCCAAGAAGGACUUCCAGAAGGCCAUGGACAGCCAGAAGCAGUACGAGCCUGACGAGAUCCAGUUCCUGCUCUCCUGCUCCGAGGCCGACGAGAACGAGAUGAUCGACGUGGAGAGCUUCGCCCAGCGCUUCCAGGAGCCGGCGCGCGACAUCGGCUUCAACGUGGCCGUGCUGCUGACCAACCUGUCGGAGCACGUGCCGCACGACCAGCGCCUCAAGACCUUCCUGGAGCAGGCCGAGAGCAUCCUGGACUAUUUCCGGCCCUUCCUGGGCCGCAUCGAGAUCAUGGGGGCGGCGCGGCGCAUCGAGCGCAUCUACUUCGAGAUCAGCGGCGCCAACAAGGCGCAGUGGGAGAUGCCGCAGGUCAAGGAGUCCAAGCGCCAGUUCAUCUUCGACGUGGUCAACGAGGGCGGCGAGGCCGAGAAGAUGGAGCUCUUCGUCAACUUCUGCGAGGACACCAUCUUCGAGAUGCAGAUCGCCUCGCGCAUCUCCGAGGAGGAGGCGCCGCGCGACGAGGAGGAGGAGGAGGACGAGGACAGGGAGGAAGAGGAGCCGGCCGAGGCGCCGGCGCCGGCGCUGCCGGGUUUGGGGGCGCUGCGGCGGCUGCUGGGCUCCCCGCAGACGUGGCGCCGCAGGAUCCGGCGGCUGCGCAAGAAGUCGGGGCGCGAGCUGGCGUGGGAGGCGGGCGCGGGCGCGGGGCGCGUGGCGCUGGGCGGCGUGCUGGGGGGCCUGGGGGUGCUGGGGGCCGUGGGGCGCCUGGCCUGGAGCUCGCUCUUCGGCGGGGGGCUGGUGGAGGGGGCGCAGCGCCUGGGGGUCAUCGAGGUGCUGGGCUCCAUGCCCGACCCCACCCAGGACGCCGUGGGCGGCGGCGAGGCCGGGGCGGGCGACGAGGGGGGACCCCCGGAGCCGGAGCAGCCCCCCGAGGCGCAGCUGGAGGCGCCCCCGGCCGAGGGGGAGGAGGAGGAGGAGCAGCGGCGGGAGGUGAAGGCCGUGCCGGCGGGGCCGGGGGCGCGCAAGGACCCCCAUUUCAGGCUGGCGGCCCCCGACGCCCCCGGGGGGCUCGGGGACAUCGGGGAGCCCCCCGGGGCUGAGCCCCCCACCCCCGAGGGGACCCCCAUCCUGCGCAGGAAGAUCGGGGAGAUGGCGGAGCAGGUGGGGGAGGGCCAGAAGGAAGAGGAGCCCCCGGCCGAGACCGAGAAAGCCGACACAGAGAACGGCGAGAAGGGCGGCGAGAAGGGCGGGGGUCCCGAGGGGCCCGAGGAGGGCCCGGACCCCGCGCCCCCCCCGAAGCGGCGCAAGUCGGUGCCCCGGGAGCGCCGGGAGCCCCCGGCCGAGGGCGGCUUCGACUUCUGGGGAGAGCUGGAGGUGCAGAGGGUCAAGUUCCUGAAUUACCUGUCGCGGAACUUCUACAACCUGCGGUUCCUGGCGCUGUUCCUGGCCUUCGCCAUCAACUUCAUCCUCCUCUUCUACAAGGUGUCCGAGCACCCCCCGGGCGCCCCGGAGGAGCCCGAGGGCUCGGGGGCGGCCCCCGAGGAGGACGGGGCGGUGGCGGGGGGCGCGGAGGCGGCGGCGGGGGUCCCGGAGGAGCCCGAGGUUUAUUAUUUCCUGGAGGAGAGCACCGGCUACAUGGGCCCGGCCCUGCGGGGGCUGGCGCUGGCCCACACGCUGGUGGCCUUCCUGUGCAUCAUCGGCUACAACUGCCUCAAGAUCCCCCUGGUGAUCUUCAAGCGGGAGAAGGAGGUGGCGCGGCGCCUCGAGUUCUCGGGGCUCUACAUCACCGAGCAGCCGCCCGACGACGACGUCAAGGGACAGUGGGACCGCCUGGUGCUCAACGCCCAAUCCUUCCCCAGCAAUUACUGGGACAAGUUCAUCAAGAGGAAGGUGAUGGAGAAGUAUGGGGACAUCUACGGGCGGGAGAGGAUCGCGGAGCUGCUGGGCCUGGACCUGGCCAGCCUGGAGAUGGGGGCGCAGGGCGAGCGCAGGGCCCCCCCCGACAGCUCCCUGCUCACCUGGAUCACAUCCAUCGACAUCCGCUACCAGAUCUGGAAAUUCGGGGUGAUUUUCACCGAUAACUCCUUCCUGUACCUCACCUGGUACAUGGCCAUGUCCCUGCUGGGCCACUACAACAACUUCUUCUUCGCCUCGCACCUGCUGGACAUCGCCAUGGGCGUCAAGACGCUGCGCACCAUCCUCUCCUCCGUCACCCACAACGGCAAGCAGCUGGUGAUGACGGUGGGGCUGCUGGCCGUGGUGGUCUACCUGUACACCGUGGUGGCCUUCAACUUCUUCCGCAAGUUCUACAACAAGAGCGAGGACGAGGACGAGCCCGACAUGAAGUGUGACGACAUGAUGACGUGUUACCUGUUCCACAUGUACGUGGGGGUCCGGGCCGGGGGCGGCAUCGGGGACGAGAUCGAGGAUCCGGCGGGGGACGACUACGAGCUGUACCGCGUGGUCUUCGACAUCACCUUCUUCUUCUUCGUCAUCGUCAUCCUCCUGGCCAUCAUCCAGGGUCUGAUCAUCGACGCCUUCGGGGAGCUGCGGGACCAGCAGGAGCAGGUGAAGGAGGACAUGGAGACGAAAUGUUUCAUCUGCGGCAUCGGGAGCGAUUAUUUCGACACGACGCCGCACGGCUUCGAGACCCACACGCUGGAGGAGCACAACCUGGCCAACUACAUGUUUUUCCUGAUGUAUUUGAUCAACAAGGACGAGACGGAGCACACAGGGCAGGAAUCUUACGUGUGGAAGAUGUACCAGGAGCGCUGCUGGGAUUUCUUCCCGGCCGGGGACUGCUUCCGCAAGCAGUACGAGGAUCAGCUGGGAUGACCCCAAAAUCCCCCUCCCCAAAAUAUCCCUUCCCAAAAUCCCCUUCCUCAAAUCCCCUUCCCCAAAAUCCCCUCCCCAAAUCCCCUUCAAGUGCCUUUGACCCCCCCCCCCAAUAAACGCUGCUGAGUGUCACUGGCUCGUCACUGACGCCCCCAAAAAGCCCCAAAAUUACCCCAGCCCCUCUUCAAGUGCCUUUCCCCCUCCCCAAAUAAACGCUGCCAAGUGUCGCUGC
Taeniopygia guttata (zebra finch) is the source of this 14092-nucleotide messenger RNA. The record is from RefSeq and is a predicted model, not a curated record. NCBI's taxonomy places the organism in Eukaryota, Metazoa, Chordata, Aves, Passeriformes, Estrildidae.